This is a messenger RNA of Fukomys damarensis (Damara mole-rat), 5498 nucleotides long. It is a transcript of the gene Ercc4, whose product is annotated as ERCC excision repair 4, endonuclease catalytic subunit. Gene Ontology annotation, cellular component: nucleotide-excision repair factor 1 complex. The transcript has 11 exons. Gene Ontology annotation, biological process: resolution of meiotic recombination intermediates; double-strand break repair via homologous recombination; nucleotide-excision repair involved in interstrand cross-link repair. Lineage: Eukaryota; Metazoa; Chordata; Mammalia; Rodentia; Bathyergidae. The coding region runs from base 453 to 3203 and encodes 916 amino acids. Gene Ontology annotation, molecular function: single-stranded DNA endonuclease activity; single-stranded DNA binding; damaged DNA binding. The record is from RefSeq and is a predicted model, not a curated record.
GAUUUUUAUUUUGCUGCUGCUGCUGUUUUUGUUGUAGCUUACGUUCAAAAAUGUCUAGGUACCAGGGAUGAGGAACUAAGAAGGCCCGGGAUGGAGCCUUUGUGGCCUGGAGGCGACACCUUUACCGACGACUCCAAAAUCUUCGGCUCCACUCGGCUCCUCUUCGGCUGCAUUCGGUGGCCUCGCUUUCUCUCAGGCUCGGCUCUUUUCGACUAAAUUCGGCCCACGCUCGAUUUAGACUCGGCUCUCUUCGUUUAGUCUCACCAUCAUCACGGCCUCGGCUUUCCUCAGCCCCCUUCCUCCUGCCUAGGUCUCGGCCACGCCUCCUCUUCCGCUGCGUUCGUCUGGCCGCCGUGCUCGCAGUGUCGGCUCUCUUCGGCUGCGUCCGGCCAACAUUCGUCACAGCUCGGCUUUUUUCGCCUACAUUCGGCUGCGGCCCCGGAAGGGCGCUCAUGGAGCCGGGAUUUUCGGCUCGACGGAUCGCAAUGGCGCCGCUGCUAGAAUAUGAGAGGCAGCUGGUGCUGGAGCUGCUCGACACCGACGGGCUGGUCGUGUGCGCCCGAGGGCUCGGCGCGGACCGGCUCCUCUACCAUUUCCUCCGGCUACACUGCCACCCGGCCUGCCUGGUGCUGGUGCUCAACACGCAGCCAGCCGAGGAGGAGUAUUUUGUCAAUCAGCUGAAGAUAGAUGGCGUCGAUCACCUCCCUCGCCGCGUGACAAAUGAAAUCGCAAGUAACAGUCGCUAUGAGGUUUACACACAAGGUGGUGUUAUAUUUGCAACAAGUCGAAUUCUUGUGGUUGAUUUUUUGACUGAUAGAAUACCUUCAGAUUUAAUAACUGGCAUCUUGGUGUACAGAGCCCACCGAAUAAUCGAGUCUUGUCAGGAAGCAUUCAUUUUGCGCCUCUUUCGCCAGAAAAACAAACGCGGUUUUAUUAAAGCUUUCACAGACAACGCUGUCGCCUUUGAUACUGGUUUUUGUCAUGUGGAAAGAGUGAUGAGAAAUCUCUUUGUGAGGAAGCUGUAUCUGUGGCCUAGGUUCCACGUAGUGGUCAACUCAUUUUUAGAACAGCAUAAACCUGAAGUUGUAGAGAUUCAUGUUUCUAUGACACCUGCCAUGCUUGCCAUUCAAACUGCUAUACUGGAUAUUUUAAAUGCGUGUCUAAAGGAACUGAAAAGUCAUAACCCAUCCCUGGAAGUGGAAGAUUUAUCUUUAGAAAACGCUAUUGGGAAGCCUUUUGACAAGACAAUCCGCCAUUAUCUGGAUCCUUUGUGGCACCAGCUUGGAGCCAAGACUAAAUCCUUGGUUCAGGAUUUGAAGAUAUUGCGGACUUUGCUGCAGUAUCUCUCGCAAUAUGAUUGUGUCACAUUUCUUAAUCUUUUGGAAUCCCUGAGAGCAACAGAAAAGGCUUUUGGUCAAAAUUCAGGUUGGCUGUUUCUUGACUCCAGCACCUCAAUGUUCGUAAAUGCUCGAGCAAGGGUUUAUCAUAUUCCGGAUGCCAAAAUGAGUAAAAAGAGCAAAAUAUCUGAAAAAGUGGAGAUUAAGGAAGGACAAGAAGCAAAGAAGGAACUGGUCCUAGAAUGCAACCCAAAGUGGGAGGCAUUAACUGAAGUACUGAAAGAAAUCGAGGCAGAAAAUAAGGAGAGCGAAGCCCUUGGAGGCCCAGGUCAAGUUCUUAUCUGUGCGAGUGAUGACCGCACGUGCUCCCAGCUAAAGGACUACCUCACCACUGGGGCAGAGGCCUUCUUACUGCAGCUCUACAGGAAGGCAUUUGAGAAAGACAGCAAAGCCGAGGAAUUAUGGAUGAGAUUUAGAAAGGAGGAAGGUUCGAAGAGAACUACAAAAUCUAACAAAAGACCCAAAGACCUCCAACACAAAGAACGGGGUUCUGUCAAGGGAAAAAUCCCCAAAAAGAAAAAAAGAAGGUUGACUGUAACUCAGAUGAUAGGGAAAUCUGACGAAGUGGAUGAGGAAGAUGACGUCGAGGAGGGAUAUCCUAGAGACAUAAGCAAUAGCCCAGAAAUCUGCUUGGAAGAAAUCAAGCAUGAGGAAUUUGAUUUAAAUUUGUCGUCUGAUGCUGCUUAUGGACUCUUGAAAGAACCCCUCACCAUCAUCCAUCCGCUCCUGGGUUGCAGCGACCCCUAUGCUCUGACAAGGGUACUCCACGAGGUGGAACCAAGAUACGUGGUUCUGUAUGACGCGGAGCUCACAUUCGUCCGUCAGCUUGAAAUUUACAGGGCAAGCAGGCCGGGGAAACCUCUGAGGGUUUACUUUCUUAUAUAUGGUGGAUCAACAGAGGAACAACGUUAUCUCACUGCCCUGCGGAAAGAAAAGGAAGCUUUUGAAAAACUCAUAAGGGAAAAGGCUAGCAUGGUUGUUCCUGAAGAAAGGGAAGGCAGAGAUGACACCAAUCUGGACUUAGCAAGAGGUCCGGCAUCGACACACACCGCCGCAGACACGCGCAAAGCUGGUGGCCAGGAACAGAACGGCACGCAGCACAGCAUAGUUGUGGACAUGCGUGAAUUCCGAAGUGAGCUCCCAUCUCUGAUCCAUCGCCGGGGCAUUGACAUUGAACCUGUGACUUUAGAGGUUGGAGAUUACAUCCUGACGCCAGAAAUGUGCGUGGAGCGCAAGAGCAUCAGUGACUUGAUCGGCUCUCUGAAUAACGGCCGCCUGUACAGCCAGUGCAUCUCCAUGUCCCGCUAUUACAAGCGCCCUGUGCUUCUGAUCGAGUUUGACCCCAGCAAGCCCUUCUCUCUCACAGCCCGAGGUGCCUUAUUUCAGGAGAUCUCCAGCAGCGACAUCAGUUCCAAACUCACUCUUCUCACGCUUCACUUCCCCAGACUGCGCCUCCUCUGGUGCCCGUCCCCUCAUGCAACAGCAGAGCUGUUUGAGGAACUGAAACAAAAUAAGCCACAGCCCGAUGCCGCCACAGCCAUGGCCAUCACAGCAGAUUCUGAAACCCUGCCCGAGUCGGAAAAGUAUAAUCCUGGUCCCCAAGACUUCUUGUUAAAAAUGCCAGGGGUAAAUGCCAAAAACUGUCGCUCCUUGAUGAACCACGUUAAGAACAUUGCAGAAUUAGCAACCCUGUCACAAGACAAGCUCACAGGGCUUCUGGGGCACACCGCAAAUGCUAAGCAGCUUUAUGACUUCAUUCACACCCCUUACGCAGAAGUGGUGUCUAAAGGCAAAGUGAAAAAGUGAGCAGUGGUGGCUGUUUGAUCAUUGGUGACUGUGCUUUUCAACUGUUCUCUGCCAACCACACUAAGUCGUUAUGAAUUAUUUGUUCAGUGAUCCAUACUUCUCCAUUGCUCUUAAUGAUCGUACAUCUGCCUCCAAGGUCGGUGGAGCAGAAGCCGAGACUCCUCUCUGAACAGUGUGCUUAGGUAUCUUUAACUUUCGCUUGCCUGCUCUGCUCAUCCUACGUUGUCCCUGGCAGGCUUACUGUGCUCCAUUUUUAAAUGAGCUACGUCAAGAUCAGGGAGCGCUUCCGCCAAGUGUUUAUCGAAGACUGUUUUGAAGCGAGGAGAGGCAGCCACCUCUAAAACUGGCUGGCUAGGCUCACCCAAGUACAUGCAGUACAUGUUACAGCUCAGCUGUCCAAAAGCAUCUCCACACCCCUUUGUUUCAAAUGAGAUGAGUUAUUAAUUCACAAAAUUUGAUGGUGUAGGUGAAGGUGCCCUUAGAAUUCUGUUUCUGCAGAUGUUGAACCUCCUACAUCUCAAGAUUUCCAAGCCUAAGUGACCCGUUUCAGAGUUCCACAGAGCUCCUCUUCUCCCUGCUCUCAGUGAGCCCAGGACACCAUGCCACAUGCUCUGGCAUCGUCCCCUGGGCCUCACGUCACGGUGCAGAGCACCUCUGCCUUCCCUGUGUGAGGCUUCAGUGACAAGCAAGCGAGCUACCCAUCAAGCUUUCAAGAUUCCCUUGUCUUCCCUCUGCCCUCAGAUAGAAGGGUUGAAGGUAAAUGGAAGAUCAGUGUACAGAAUAUAUAAAAAUUCAAAAGACAUAUAUACAUAUAUUUAAAAAUCCAUAAAGAAACUAAUCUCAUUCUAAAUCUCCUGAUUGACUUAAGGUGGCUUUUUACUGCAGUGUACAUAGAGGACAUUCAUAGCAUCUCUGUGCCAUUUUUAACUUUGAUAUUUAAGCAUUAUUAACUUAGCUGUUACAUAUUGAGUAGUGAGCAGUAAAUUUCCUACCUCAGAAUUUUGACGUAGACAUGAAUUCUGCUAGCUGUGUCACAUAGUUCAGCAUUUCAUCCGUGUCAGCUGUUUUUUUGGUUUGUCGCACUGUACGGAGAUAGUGGACCUUGUAACAAAAAAUUGUCUUCAACUUUAACAGAAGCAGUGUAACUGGACCUCUCAGAUUAGCAUCUUGAUUUGUUGGUACUCAACAGUACCAUUGUCUAUCGGUAUCCAUAGUACCCUCCCAUGGUACCAAAAUGUGAGAUGCUUAAAUUCCUUAUGUAAAAUGCCAUAGUAUUUGCCUGUAACUUAGGCAUUUCCUCCUGUAUACUCCACAUCAUCUCCAGAUGACUGAUAAUACCUAGUACAAUGUAUAUUUUAUGUCAGUAGUUGUUACACUGUUUUGUUUAAGGAAUAGUGACAAAAAGUCUGUACAUGUUCGGUAGAGAUACAAGUUUUUCCCCAAAUGCUUUCAGUCCUCACUUGGUAGUAAAAGCCCAUGGAUCCAGAGCCUUUGCAUAGGGAAAGCCAACUGUGGGAAGAGUAUUAUCUCUGGAUAUACCGAUUGGGAACUCAGUGCUGGAGAUGGAGCUCAGUAUAAAUUUAUAAAUUACUUGCCUAAUAUGCACAAGGCCCUGGGCUCAGUCCCUAGCACUGCAAAACAAAAUCUAAAGUGUUUUAAACUGUAUGCAAGGUACUACAAGAACAACUUGAGGGGUCUCAAGAAUCAGAUUGGUUGCAGAACCCGGUAGCAGGGUGGCGAGGCUGUUUGUAUUAUUAAAAGCUCUAAAAGGUUCACCAUCACUGCUGUAAGAGGUGGAGAACAGGAAUGGUGACACAGGAAAAUUAGAUAAAGGUGAAACAAAGACUGGGCUGCUGAUUUUGUCCCAGAUGUAAAAAACAUACCCUCUGGAAUAGAAAAGAACUUUUGAAUGAUUACAGUAUGAAUUUUAACGCUCACUUUUAUAUUUCUUUUAUUGAAGAGUUCAGUCAUAGUUCAAAGGCCAUUAAAAUAGGCACCACUUCAGAUGGUAAUGAAUAUUACAUUCCUUCACCCUAGUCUAGCAUUUCUGCUUAUGGUAUAUAAUUUUUUUUUCAUAUAUAUUUUCACUUUACCUUCUAUUGCUGUUUCAUUACAUAAAACAAAAAUGUUAACAGCACAUUUUGCAAUGGGAGUUGCACUUCUAGUUCAGUUUUCAAAACUAAGCUCUUCUCAAAGCUACCAUUUUAAACAGCCCUUGUUAACUAGGAAAAACAUACAAAACACGAUUUACUUUUUGGGGGGAUACUGGGGACCGAACUUGGGACCUUGUGCUUG